AUGCUGAAGGUUGAGGAAUUAAAUAAAACGAAAAAGGCUGGCGGUCGGCCAACACAUGAGGGAUGGAAUUUGUAUCAUUUUGAGAAAGUUGAAGGUGAUAAAGGAAAAUCGGUGGCAAAAUGUUUGAAAUGUUUUAAUCAUCUUAAAAAUACUACGAUUUCUAGACUCCUCGCGCACCGGAAGAAAUGUGGCAGUGUUCAAAUCACAACAUCAGCAAUCACCCAGCCUACCAUAAUUCAACAAACUUACCAACCAGUUCAACAUCUUCAACAGCAACCUCAAACAUUAACAAUUACACAAAUUCAGCCAUCGUCCAUGCCACAAACAUCAACAAUCAUCCAGCAUAAUACUUCACCGCAAAUUAGUAAGAUUGAGAUAGAAGAGUAUGAAGAAGAUCCACGACAAGAAGAGUUGUGGACACAGACACAAAAUAUAGAAACUUAUGAGGAUGAAGUUGUACAAACGGAAGCAACGACAAUGGAUAUAAUUGAUGAAGAUAUUCGGAGACAUAGAAGAAGUUCUCAGGCACAUAAAAGAAAAUGCGAAAAUUCCUCAAUUGAUGGCGCGCUAUCGAGUUUUCUUAUUGGCUGUAAUUUAACAUUUGAUGUAGUUGACUCGAAACAUUUUAAAAGUUUUGUGAGCUCACUGAAUCCAGAUUACAAAAUCCCAUCAAGUUCGGAACUGACAACGAAGGUUUUGAGUCAACUUAAGGGAAUGGACAGUCAGAGUGGAAGUGAGCGAGCGAGAUCAAGUAAAAAGAGGAAAUAUUACUCAUCAGAUAGUGAUUAUGAUUAA
Chironomus riparius is the source of this 795-nucleotide messenger RNA. The record is from the annotation of a GenBank genome assembly. Lineage: Eukaryota; Metazoa; Arthropoda; Insecta; Diptera; Chironomidae.